Messenger RNA from Daphnia carinata, 807 nucleotides. RefSeq names its product cuticle protein 18.7-like. The record is from RefSeq and is a predicted model, not a curated record. NCBI's taxonomy places the organism in Eukaryota, Metazoa, Arthropoda, Branchiopoda, Diplostraca, Daphniidae. The transcript is spliced from 2 exons. Bases 82 to 708 code for a protein of 208 amino acids.
UAAGCGUGCCCAAGUCCCCUAGGUUUUCGUUAAUUCCACUUCGAAUUCCGCUCGGCUCACAAUCAAAAAAAGCGAAUCGACAUGAAGGUCUAUAUUCUCGCCAUCUUGCUCGCAGUCGUUUGCAUCUCUUCUGCCCAGUUUCCGGCCGGAUGGAACUACAAUCCGUACCUCUACUUCCCGUACUCGGCCCUCCAGCCACCGGCGCAGGAAACGGCUGAAGUGGCAGCCGCUCGUGCUGCCCAUAUGGCCGCUCACGCCGCUGUCGCUCGUCGUGCACGCUCCGUUGAAGACACUCCCGAAGUGAAAGCGGCCACCAUCGAACACUACCGCGCCUACAACGAAGCUGCCUUGGCUAAUGGUGUUUUUGCAUUCUUGCCAGCACGCUACGCCAACAUGCCUUGGGCCAUGCCCCAGCCAGUCCAGGAAACGGCCGAAGUUGCUGCGGCUCGUCGCGCUCACUUGGCCGCUCACGCUCUUGCUCGAGGAAAACGAUCUGUUGAAGACACUCCCGAAGUGAGGGCCGCGACGAUCGAACAUUACCGCGCUUACAACGAAGCUGCCUUGGCUAAUGGUGUUUUUGCAUUCUUGCCCGCUCGCUACGCUAACAUGCCAUGGGCUAUGCCACAGCCAGUCCAGGAGACUCCCGAAGUCGCUGCCGCACGCCGCGCUCAUUUGGCUGCUCACGCUCUAGCCGCCGCACGAGGUUAAUAAGACCCAGAUCCAAUGUCGUUUAUCUUUUUUUGCUACUCGUACAACACCUGAACAAUUCGAAUGGUACCCCCGAUAUGCCGAUGGCUUUUUUUAUUU